Messenger RNA from Culex quinquefasciatus (southern house mosquito), 1397 nucleotides. RefSeq lists its product as uncharacterized. The coding region runs from base 429 to 1292 and encodes 287 amino acids. Gene Ontology annotation, cellular component: extracellular region. Lineage: Eukaryota; Metazoa; Arthropoda; Insecta; Diptera; Culicidae. The record is from RefSeq and is a predicted model, not a curated record. The transcript has 4 exons. Gene Ontology annotation, molecular function: chitin binding.
GCUGGAGCAGACCGAGGACUUGCCCGUUCCGUCGGCGCAGUCACCGGCAGUGAAUACUCGUGCUAGAGGGGACACUCGUGUUCCUGGGACGUCGAACGGAUCCUGAGCUUGAAGGUAGGUCAGCUGUAGCAGCAGCGUUGCUGCCAAGGCUAAACGAGCACGAUCCAUCGUGAGAAUGGUUGGACACUGACGUUAGGAAAGUACUUCAAGCAGUGUCUUUUAUAGUCAGUUUAUCAAAGAUUAAAGAAGGGAUGGCUACCGUGUUAGUUGAAGCUUAAAUAAUGACAUUGAGAUAUGAUCAUUUUCUUCCAAGAACUACUAUUUUCAAUCUGGAACUAGCUAAUUCGUAGAAGUAGUUCUGCAAACCUCGACUUAUGAUAAGAAAGAAACUACCUGUCUACAUUUAGUUCAGGAUCUGCAUCAGCGCAAUGUCGAAUUUGCUCCAUACUUUUCUGAUUUUAGCACCUUUCAUAACCUUUUCCAAGACUCAGUGUACUACCGGAUCAAGAUUUGCAUGCGCAAAUUGUUCCACCGUUAGCGUUUGCUCGUACGGAGGCAUUCAAGUUGACACGUUCCGCUGUGACUCGGUCAAUGCAAGUCGUCCCUUCUGCUCCGGCAACACUGGAGUCUGCAAAAGUGCCCCAGAAGGAAGUUGCAUCCAACCAAGUGAACUAUGUCCGCGUGCUUCGGAUACCUUUCCAAAUCCAUCCAACUGUUUGCAGUACAUCCACUGUGAUGCCCAAAAGCAAGCCCAAACAGUCCGCUGCUCACCGAGCAGUUACGUGUACGACCAUUCCACCAGAUCUUGCAAGCAGCGCCAGACCAGCAACGACUGCUUCCAGGUCAACUGCGCCCUGGCAAGCAAUCUCAACUGCUGGACAUCCUAUCGACCCGUUCCAAAACUCGCAUUCUACUGCUCCAUCGCCGUAGGCCCGAUGACCUUCGAAUGCUCCACCGGCGAAAACCAAAUCUUCAAUGUCGUCAGCCGGUCGUGCGUCUUUGGCUGUCCCAGUGAAGGUCGCUUCCCGGUUCCGGAUGACGGCACCAAGUACUACCAGUGUGCUCGUGGGGUGUACGGUGUGCUUGUGGCGCAGAAAGUCUCAUGUUCAGCGGGUUUGGUGUUUGAUCCGAGUUUGGCUAAUUGUACCGUGGCGUCAUCAACAACAACAGAACCCGCAACAACUUUGGUGACCGUCGGAUCUACAACUGCUGUCGAUACGACAGAACUUACAACAAGUCCUGCGGAAACAACGACUUCUUCAACAGCUACUGAAACGUCUACUUCUAAUUAAGCUGCAUCUUAAAUGGAACCACUUGAUGCACAAAAAGGUUGUUGAAAUUUUCUUUUACUUUUACACUUUUACUAAAAACGAAGUCGUUUUCGCGACGUUCCCUUG